This is a messenger RNA of Clupea harengus (Atlantic herring), 10519 nucleotides long. It is a transcript of the gene wdfy4, whose product is annotated as WDFY family member 4. The transcript is spliced from 62 exons. Gene Ontology annotation, molecular function: protein binding. The record is from RefSeq and is a predicted model, not a curated record. Gene Ontology annotation, biological process: antigen processing and presentation. The coding region runs from base 458 to 9958 and encodes 3166 amino acids. NCBI's taxonomy places the organism in Eukaryota, Metazoa, Chordata, Actinopteri, Clupeiformes, Clupeidae.
UGUUUCAGCCUCGCCUAUUGAAAAUGUCAUUUCAAACUUACAUUUUUUAUUUUAAUAACAGAUUUGUAUAGACUAUUUGUUUGGACAUUAUAUACAACGUGUACUACAGCAACGAUUGACAGCGUUAUCACAGUUUGUCGUGCCCACUGUGAAUAACUGCGGACUGAAAGCCACAAGCGCGCGGCAGAAGUGGCCGGACCAAACCGCACGAUCUUCCUCUUCUGUCUCUCUCCACGGGGGGAAGUAAAGGCACAUGACCUGGCUGAUGUCAGAGUUUCGCGUUGUGCAAAGUUCAGAAGCUUUCGGGAGUCGGAACGCUCAGCGCAGAGCAGCUCACAAGGCGAAACGGUCGCCGAGCUCCUAGGAUACUUGUUCGGACGGGACUGCCAUGGAAUAGCUGGCCUUUGAAGCACGCUUCGGAGCGAGCGCGCAAACACAGUCGUUUGUGUUAGGGUAAAUGAACACAGGGGCCAUGGAGCGGAUUAAUAAAGAGACGGGGGAGCUGAGUGCGUCUGGUGAGGUGGAGACGCGGAAGGGAGUUCCAUCUGGUCACCUGGGAGACGCAGACGCAGAUGCAGACGUAAACACAGACGCAGACCUGGUGCAGGCGGUGAGAGAGGGUGUGUCCCAGCUAGAGCAGAAAGCACACCUACCAGCACAGCAGUGGGAGGAGCAGCUGCUGCGCCUACUGCCCCUCUUCAUACAGGUGUCUGAGAGCAGUAGUGGGGUGGAUGAUGUGGAUCUGGGGAAUCUGGCCUCUCAGGUUUGUGCCACUCUGGUCCAUCACAUACAGGACAGACUGGCCCAGAAGCCUGCAGAGGAGGCACGGUGGGAGCUUGGCCAGUUCUUCCAGAAGACAGAGAGCGGUGCUGGAGGCUGGCUGCUCCUGAAGGCCCUUACACUGCUGUCUGCGCAACAGACUGCGGUAAGUGCAGCGGUUAAGAGUGGCCUGCCGGGGGCGCUGGUGAGGUGUUUGUACGUGUUUGUGGCCGUACCCAGUACACACCAGCAGGGGGCAGACCAGGCAGAGCAAACAGAUGCAGACUUCCACGAGCUACUCAUCCAGGUGAUCUUGCAGCAGUGCAGGCAGGUGUGUUUUGUGGAGGAGCUGGUGGAGGCUCAGGAGCUGCAGUGUGUGAUCAUCGCCAUGACGUCGCUAUGGGACCAGUGCUCAACGUCAUGGAGACGGCAGGCAUCACGUGUACUCAGGGCCGUGUCUGCAGCUCAGGCUCGGAAUACUGUCCCCAUCCUGCAGGCUAAGAACUGUAUGCGUAUCUGCAUCCAGAACCUGCAGCGGAUCAGUGGGUCUGUGCCAGGCCUGGUUCUGGCCGAGGUGGCGGUCAGUGUGUUCAGCUUCAUCAGAGACUCGUAUGGGCUGAGCCCGGCCCUCUUCCAGGAGUUUGAGAGUAAUGACGGGUAUGGGGUCCUGCAGGCCAUCCUGGAGCGCUGUGAGGAGGAGGUGUGUGCGGAGAGCUUCCAGCCUGUUGAGGAUCUGCUGGGUCUGGUGUCCUCCUUCACGCUGUUUGGACGCUCUGAACUCAAGGUGGCGCUGUGUGUCACUAACCCACAACCACCAGGAUUCAAGUUUAACCCCAGUCUUACCAAAGGUACUGCGGUGAAGAACCUGCGCGCGUUCGGGCUGCUCCAGAGUGCGUUCCUGCGCUCGUCCAGCGCUCUGCUGUGCUGUCAGGUUCUACGGAGCGUCCAGACCAUCUGGUCGUGGGACCAGGCCAACUUCUUCCUGCUGGAGUGGACGCUGGGGUCGCUGGCCCAGAUGGCUGGGGCGGCCUGGCGCAAGCCAACGCCCGUGCACGCGCUUUUCUGCGAGCUGCUGGAGGGCGUGCUGCUGCAGCUGGACUACAUCCCCCAUGAGGCUUUGCGGCAGCUGCAGGCGGUGUUCAAGCAGAACCCCAGCGAGGUGUUUAACGGCGCAGUACUGGCCUCCCUCCACAGGAUGGUGCUGAGUAGCGGGCUGCUGGCUGAGGUGCUGAAUGACACGGGCAUGCUGGACCUGCUGCUGCUGGAGCUCAGGAGACAAGCCAAGAUACUCCGCAAGCAAGGGAUGACAGGCAAUGAGCAGCAAGUGGAGGAGAGUGACCGGAAACUGACAGCCAGCAUGUUGAGACUAGUAGCUGCUCUCACCAUGAGGUCCAUCAGAAACACAGUGUGUAUCAGGGACAGGGCCAUGGUUCCUUAUGUGAAGGUGUUUGUGGACGAUGAGGAGUAUCGGCCUGCAGCUCUGACCAUCCUGGAGCAGCUGGCUGAGGUCAACCCAGAGGAGUACAUGAGCUCUGUCAUCGGAGCGCUCUGCUCCUCUACACACACUGAACACACUCUCAAACUACACCUGCUGCAGUCAAUUUUGAAGGUACUGGAGAACCCCACCAGUUGGACGGCGUUUCGUGUGACGGGGGGGUUUGAGGGUCUGCUCUCUCUGGUGGUGGACAUGGCGGGGGGGCUGGCGGAGCCAGUGGGGGAUGUGUGGGCGGGGCUUGGUCGCCAUGGCGUCAGUGAGCUCCUCCUCCUGGUUCUGCACGCCAUGGCGACGGCGGUGCACCUGGACCCCGUCAGUGGCCACCUGCUGGACAGAGAUGGGUACUACAAACGCCUCUCCCACGCCCUGUUGGCUUUGGGAUGCUUCCAGGAGCCACACACACACACGCACCUCACGCACACCCCGCACACAACACACCUCUCACACUCCUCGGAGCGCGCCCACUGGAGAAGCUUCCGGCAGUUUGUGGCGCUGGCCGAGUCCCCCUCCCCCCCACUGCCCCAUCCACUGCUGGACUGCAUACGGUUGCUAAGUUACCUGGAGCAGUUCGCUACUGGUGUGAGCCUGGAGCCCCCAGAGGUUAUGGCUGGAGGUCAGAUAUCGGGUCAAAGGUCACCAGACCAGUUGGCCGAGGAGGAGCCACAGGGAAGAGUCAGGAGCACGGCCCUCAGUGUCUCAUCCGUCAGUGAUCCCACCAGCAGAUUCACCUGUGAUCUGACGAUCCUCCACCCUGCAGCCAUCAGACUCAUCAUCACCCUAUUGCCCCGAGUGUAUCACCACAGUGCUCCGCAGCUGUCUGUGGAGGUGCAGCAUGCUGUAGCGGAUCAUGUCCAGUGGUUGUUGCGUUCGGAGCGGAACCGCCAGAUUAUGUGUGAGGGGGGGCUCCUCUCCACCCUACUCACACACUGCCCCCCCAUGCUGCUCUCACCCCCCCACCCCCUGCAUCUGCCUGUCGUGCGCAUCCUGGAAAAGCUCACCUCGCAGUCCAUCAGCCCUGCCAACCUCAGGCGAUUUCUGUGUCUGGGGAAUCCCUUCCUGUGUUCUGAGAACAACACUUCCCCACAAUCCACUGCUUCUGUUGCUAACGGUCUUAGUGCAGAUGGGCCCUGUGCCGAGGAAGAUGAUGGUAUGAGGAAAAACACGAGGAAGCUAAAGAGAAGCUUCAGUCUGUUAAACUGCACUGGCUCCGCCCUCCCGCUCCACCAGAUCAUCAGCCUCGUUUCCAUGACAUCGCCACGGAGCUUUCGGCCUCACAAGCUAUCUGCCACACCCUCCUUCGUGGAGUUUGACAUGAGUGAAACUGGAUAUGGAUGUCUGUUUCUGCCCUCUCUGGCCACAGUGAAGGGAGUAAACUCUGAUGGCACUUCCACUGGGGGAGUAGGGAAGGACUGUCGUGGUUUCCCCCCGGUGGCCGGUCUGUCGUUCUGCUGCUGGUUCCUGGUGAGUCGCUUCAGUGCCGCGUGUGACUCCCACCCCAUGCGCCUCCUGACGGUGGUGAGGCACAUGUCCCGCGCGCCGCAGCAGUACGUCUGUCUGUCCGCCUCCAUCACCGCGCCGGACGGCUGCCUGCUCAUCUCCACUGAGGAGGAUCCCUACCACGACCUGGACGUUAUGGAGCCUGAUGUUGGAACGCCCACCACCCUCCCAUCUUCCGUGCGCUUCAAGUGUUCACAGCAGUUAAGCCCCGCCCAGUGGCAUCACCUGACCCUGGUCCUGGCUAAGGAUGUGAAGCGCAGCUGCAAGGUCACCGCCUACCUCGACGCCAAGGUCAUCGGCUCCGCCAAGAUGCAGUACAUCAAGCCGUUUCCAGGGCAGUGUGUUUCCAUGGACCCCACGGCUGUGAUUGACGUGUGUGGCAUCAUUGGCACGCCGUCGUUAUGGAAACAGCACGCAUCGCUGGUGUGGCGUGUAGGCCCCAGCAUCCUGUUUGAGGAGCCGCUGGGCCCUGAUGCCGUGGAAACCAUUUACAACCAGGGGACCUGUUACCUAGGCAACUACCUCGCCCUGCCCACCCAAGACGGUAGCUCCAGCGAGGGGGAAGUGUUGGGCCGCCUGGUUCCGGAGGAGAGGAUCUCGUUUGGGAUCAACCCGGCCGUGUGUUCCCUCACUACCAUAGCCGAGAUACGAGACCACUACAACGAGGUGGACUGCAGGCUCAUCGCCAAAGAGAUGGGCAUCACCUCUCGUGAUAACACCACUCCAGUCCUCCUGUGCAGGAACAUUAGCCAGCAUCUGGGCGGCACCAGUCGAGCCAUUGGGGCAGCAGUAGUGGGCCAGUUUGGUGUGAGGAAGUUCAUGUCCAGCAGUGCAUCUCGCAGCUUCCAGUACAUUGGUGGUCCAGCGGUCAUCCUGAGUCUGGUUGCCAUGGCGACAGACGACAGCUCUCUGUACGCAGCGGUGAAGGUGUGUGUGUCCGUUCUUACCACCAACGGAUGCAUGGAGCGGGAGAUGAGGCGUAUGCAGGGAUACAAGAUUCUGGCAUUCCUGCUGAAGACGAAGGCUUCGCUCAUCAGCAGUAGAACUUUCCAGCUGGUUCUGUCGCUGACCGGAACCGUGGAAUUGGGUUCUGGUUCUUCUCUCGUCCACAACCUCCCAGCCUUCCAGGACCUGCUGUGUGAUGCUGAGAUUUGGCAGAAGGCUCCAGAAAAUCUGGACCUGUCUGUCUUAAACCACUUCAGUGACAUCCUGAAGGCCUCCAGUGAGGACAUAUACAAUGCAGGGGUGAUGCACAGACUAGAUAUGGUGGAUAAGCUGCUCUUCCUGCUGCAUGAACCUGUCUGUUCAACCCGCAAGGUCCAACUCGUCUGCAGUGUCCUCUCACUACUCCUGCAGACACACCUCAACCACAGAGACAUCAGCAGACUUGGGCUGUUUGUGGUUUCUACACUACACCAUCCCACCAUUGAUGAGAAUGACCUCUUCUCCGGUGUAGAGUUUGAUGAGCAAGCGUUGACUCAGUCUCCAGUGAGGAUGUUGUGGAUUCGUAACCAGCUGCUGGACCUGGUCAUCUCUUUACUCAGCCCUGAUACCGUCCUGACUCAGGAGGCACAGCUGCAGGUGUAUGAGGCUCUGGGUGUGGACUGGUUCUUUAUGCUCCUGCAGUCUCACCUGCACAAGAGCUCAGUGCUGCUGGGCGUCAGGCUUCUCUCUCUGCUCCUCACACACACACACCUCAUCGCACGCCUCAGGGACACACACACACCGGGAACACUGCUGCAGAAUGCCCUGGAGCCCUCCAGCCGCAUGGAUAACCUGCGUGUGCAGGUGUGGACUCGUGGGGGUGUGACCACCACCUGUGGGGGAUUUCAGGUCCUGCAGAAGCUUCUGGAAUCUCAGGUGCACCUGGCCCAGAUCUACACCUCUCUCGCUGCUCUGCUCCUUGGCACACAGCCUGCUCCUCACACACCUGCAGGACAGGUGGAUCUGGAUAAUGUUCUACAGGGGCUGCUCGAGUCUUCCACAAACACUCCUCACCCAAGUGCCACACCACACCCCCCCCAGACCCCGCUGUGUGUGGAGGCCGCCUGCAUCCUGGUGGAGCUGGUCAGGGUCAUCAUCACUCAGAGGCCUCAGGCAGGAAGUGAUGCAAGGCCUGAAACAGGAAGUGAUGCGUGGCAUGUGCAAUACCCCGGCAGUGUGAUGCAGUUCCUGUGUCUGGUACACAGUUGCCGCCCCCGAGACCCGCUGUGGACACGGCAAGACUUCCUGUCAGCUCUCGCUAGGGCCAUGUUCCCUCAAAACACAGAGGGGAACAGUGAUGCCCCGCCCCCUCACCCAGCCAGGAAGCAGGUGUGUGACUUCAGCCGAAUCCUCCUGCUGGAUAGCCUGAUGCACACACCCGCCAGCGACUCGCACACACAACACCCGCUGGAGCAGCUGCUGGAGUUCUCUCCAGAGGGAGUGUGUGAGGAUCAGAAGCAAGUCUUUCAGACGGAGUUACUACUAUCCUUUAUCGAGCUUAUCCACAUCACUGGACAAGAGGAUGGACAACACACACACCUUAUCAGAGAUGACUCCUCCUCAGGCGGUACUGAUUACUCUGUUCUGCUGGAGAACGUGGCCUUCUUCUGCGCUGUGCUGGUGGAGAAGCUCUACACAGGCCUCUUCGUCACACACCCAGAGACACUCCUCAUCUUCAUCGCUGAGCAAGUAGUCAUGGCGGUAAAGAGGGUCCAGUCUCACCGGGAGAAAACCAUCAGCGCCCUCUACAAGAGUCUAAACCGCGCCCUGCUCUACUUCCUGUCCUGCCCACGCAUCACUUCCUGUGAGCAGCAGCUGGUCCUGCACACACUUCACAUCUUGGAGCAGCAGUGGGAUGUUGUCAUGGCAACGUCCAACAACAACGCCCACUUCACCUCGUGCCUGCUGCACUGCCUCCUGCUGGUCAGGAGUGGGAGCUACCUGGAGGGCUUUGGCUGUGAGGGACUGAGGAGGCCCCUCCCCGUCCAGAGCACAGAGGCCACGCCCUCAGGCCAGGAGACACCCCCCUCUGAAGUGGAGUCUGAGCUGAUGUGUGUGGUUGAGAGUGUGUGGAGUCGUGUGCUUCAGGAGAGAAGGGCCACUCUAGAGGAGACUUUUAAACUCGACCUGUCCGCAAAAGGGGGGCGGGACCAACCUGUCGCUAUGGGAGACGUCAGCCCAUUGUGGGAGGAGUCAGCACAGAAAGCCUGGCAAACCUUCAUUGAUGCUCAGCGAAAGCGUCUGGAGAGCGCCCCCUCCAGGAGGUCUGUGUUGACUGCAGCGGUUCGCUCGUCCUACAGACGCUCAGGCAAGGAGAUCAGCGGCAGUGUGGAGGGCUUUUUGCAUGGGAUGGAGGCCUUCAUUAAGACAGCUCAGGAAAUGUUUAACAGCCUACUCAGCAACCAUACACAGGCUCAGCAGUGCCAGUUUGAGCGGGUGGGGGCGCUGUGGGAGCAGCAGGAGGUGGAGCUCCUGCGUGAGCGGGGUGUGUUUGGGCCCGGCCCGGGGGUGUUACUGCAGCAGGACUGGGUCCAGGACGCCACGGAGGGGCCCGGUCGAACCCGCGCCCGCGUCCGCCGCCGAGCCCUGCGCCGCUCCAGGAAGAUGCAGGUGUUGACCUCAGGUCUGUGCGUGAAGAGUAACCCUGUAGAGGAGACCAGAGGCAUGACUGAGAACUGGGACACUGAUCCAGAGCUACGUAUCCUGUGUGAGGCAGGUCAUGAGGCUGAGGAGACAGGGCUUGACUGUGAUCAGCUGACUUUUUUCCCCGAGUUGAGCGAACCGCUGACCUCACCCACCGACACACACACAUGCGCCGAAACACACAUUAUCCUGCAGGAGCUCAGAGACCAAGAGAAGGUGAAGGCUAAGAUGAGUGUACUGCAGGUGAAUGGGUAUGUGGUGUGUGAGGGUGUGUUGCUGUUUGGAAAGGCCGAUCUGUAUGUGUGUGAAGGCUUCAACCUCACUCCCUCAGGAGACGUCUGCUGUGGCAGCCACCAACCCUCCAGUAUCCGAGACUCCGUUCUCAGUGGCAUGUUUAAGAAGGAGAAGGCCUCUACUGUGCAGAGCUGCAGACGCUGGCCUUAUGAGGACAUCAAAGAUGCACACUUCAUGCGCUUCCUGCUGGAGGAUAAUGCUCUGGAGAUCUUUCUGAAGAAUGGCUCCUCUGUGUUCCUGGUGUUCCCCAACAAGGAGCAUGUAUCUGCUUACAAGAGGUUGAGUUCAGUUGUUCCUGCUCUAAAGGGAACAGGGAUGGAGGCUGUGUUUAAUAUGAGGAGGUCUGGUGGGGUGGACAAGAAUGUUCUCCUCAGAUGGCAGAGAGGAGAGAUGAGUAACUUUGAGUACUUGAUGCAUCUGAACACCCUGGCGGGCCGCACCUAUAACGACCUGAUGCAGUACCCCAUCUUCCCUUGGGUCCUGGCUGACUACCAAUCUCAGACUCUGGACCUGUCGACCCCAGCAACCUUCAGAGAUCUGUCUAAACCAAUGGGAGCACAGACUGAGAGGCGGAGGGAGAACUUCAUCGAGAGAUACAACGAGGUGGAGAGCACAGAUGGUGAUCUGCCGGUGCGAUGUCACUACUGCACACACUACUCCUCUGCCAUCAUCGUGGCGUCCUUCCUAGUCAGAAUGGAGCCCUUCUCACACACAUUCCUGGCCCUGCAGGGCGGUUCCUUUGACGUUCCGGAGCGGAUGUUCCACAGUGUUCAGAAGGAGUGGGAGUCGACCUCACGGGACAACAUGAGCGACGUCAGAGAACUCAUCCCAGAGUUCUACUACCUGCCCGACUUCCUCAUCAACACCAACAAUCUGCAAUUCGGAUGCAUGCAGGAUGGUACCUCUCUGGGUGAUGUGGUUUUGCCACCAUGGGCCAAAGGAGAUCCACAAGAGUUCAUCAGAAUUCACCGAGAGGCCCUGGAGAGCGAGUACGUGAGUGCGCACCUGCACCUGUGGGUGGACCUGAUCUUCGGGGUGCGGCAGCAGGGCCCGGCGGCAGUGGAGGCCAUCAACUCCUUCCACCCCUACUUCUACCCCCACAGCCUGGACCCCCAGCUGCUGCAGGACCCCCUGCAGAGGAGCACCAUCCUGGGCUACAUCAACAACUUCGGACAGGUCCCCAAACAGCUCUUUACCAAGCCUCACCCGAGUCGUUUUGCACAUAAGAAGGACACGCCCAUCUCUAGUGUUGUCACGCCCUUCUACCUGCGAUUGGACAAACUCAAGCCCUCGGCCACACCCAUAAAAGAGCUGCAGCAGGGUCCAGUAGGUCAUGUGGUGUGUGUGGAUCGGGACGUGUUGGUUCUGGAAGGAAACAGACUCUUUGUCCCACCCCUCGGACAUGCCUUCUUCUGCUGGGGUUCCUAUGACAACAGCUGUGCCUUCGGCAACUACGCAACAGACAAGACCUUUGCAGUGUGUGAGAGUGUGUGUGACUGGGGGGAGAUGUUGUGCGCUGUUUGUCCUAACGCCACCACCAUCAUCACUGGGGGAGCCAGCAGUGUGGUGUGUGUGUGGGACAUCCUGCUAAGCAAGGACAAACUCACAUACAUGAGACUCAAACAGCCGCUGUACGGACACACAGGCGCAGUGACGUGUGUGGUGGCAUCAGAGACUCAUGGGCUGAUUGUGAGCGGGUCACGUGACCACACCUGCAUCCUCUGGGACCUUGAGGAUCUCAACUACAUCACACAGCUAGCAGGACACGACGACAGCGUGUCUGCCCUCGCCAUCAACACACACACGGGGGAGAUUGUGUCAUGUGCGGGCGCACACCUGUACCUCUGGUCAGUGCGGGGGCAGCUUCUGUCGUCCCUGGAUACGGGGGUGGGACCAGAGGGGCGGAGCCUGUGCUGCCUCUUCACCCAGCAUAACGUAUGGGACUCCCGCCACGCCAUCGUAACCGGGGGCAUCGACGGCAUCAUCAGGAUCUGGCGGACAGAAUACACGCGCACGCAAUUACCCACAAGCCCACAGGGCCAAGCGAACGCCCAUGAGCCUCAGGAGGGUCCUCAGCAUGACGCCGGUGUAUGUGGCUCCUCUGGGGGCGUGGCCUGGGACCGUCACCUGGUUCUGUGCCGCGAGCUGAACCGUAGUCAGGUGGUGUCACGGCGACGGUACCGGACCAAUCCCGCUGUCACGGCACUGGCAGUGUCCAGGACAAACGGGACUCUGCUGGUGGGAGAUGCUUGGGGAAGGGUCUUUAGCUGGACCUGUGAGGUUUAGGAGUCCCACACACACACACACACACACACACACACACACUGCCCACUGAUAUAAACAAGGUACUCACCCAAACAUGCACACAGACACAUAUGUAUAGAAACACACACACACACACACACACACACACACACACACACACACACACACACUCUCAUUAGGGUUUCCCCCAGUGUGUCAUGGGCAGUCCGCCUGCUCUAUUUCAGUCCUGCCUCUGGCCUGAAUGGUGAAAGCAAAAUUACACAUCUCUCACACACACACACACACACACACACAUAUACACACACAGACACAUCUCACAGAAGCCCACUUAAGUUUGUCAGGGUUCAACCACUUUAGACAGCCCUAACUCACACAGACACAUACACACACUCACACACCACACACACACACACACACACACACACACACACACACACACACACACAGAGACACAUCACACGUACAGAAUGCCUACUGAAGUUUUUCAGGGUUCGACCCCUUUUAGACAGCCCUAACACACACACACACACACACACACACACACACACACACACACACACACACACACACACACACACACAC